CGACUAAGGCCGUCUCGCCUACGCAGAUCGCUGUGCGUGCGCGCUCGCGUGCUCGCGUCCACGGUGGUGGAGGGUAUGGCGGUGUGCGCUCGGCUCUGCGGCGUGGGCCCCGCGCGUGGGUGCCGCCGCCGCCAGCAGCGCCGCGGCCCGGCCGAGACUGCGGCGGCGGACAGUGAGGCAGACACGGACCCCGAGGAGGAGCGUAUUGAGGCGGGGCCGGCGCGCUGCUCCCUGCUGGAGCUCCCUCCCGAGCUGCUGGUGGAGAUCUUCGCCUCGCUGCCCGGCACCGACCUGCCCAGCCUGGCGCAGGUCUGCAGCAGGUUCCGCCGCAUCCUGCACACCGACACUAUCUGGAGACGGCGCUGCCGCGAGGAGUAUGGCGUUUGUGAAAACCUGCGGAAGCUGGAGAUCACAGGCGUGUCUUGCCGGGACGUCUAUGCAAAGCGUAUAAACCCUCGAGUGAAGUCAGGCCGCUUCAUGAGAAUUCUCCCCGAUUACGAGCACAUGGAGUACAGAGACGUGUACACCUGCCUGCUUCACCGAUACAGACACAUUUUGGGGUUGUGGCAGCCAGACAUCGGGCCGUAUGGAGGACUCCUGAACGUGGUGGUGGAUGGCCUGUUCAUCAUCGGCUGGAUGUACCUGCCUCCUCAUGACCCCCAUGUUGGUGACCCCAUGCGAUUCAAGCCACUGUUUAGAAUUCACCUAAUGGAGAGGAAGUCAGCCACGGUGGAGUGUAUGUACGGCCACAAAGGGCCCCACAACGGCCACAUCCAGAUCGUGAAGAGAGAUGAGUUCUCCACCAAGUGUAACCAGACAGACCACCACAGGAUGUCCGGUGGGAGGCAGGAGGAGUUUCGGACGUGGCUGAGGGAGGAGUGGGGCCGCACGCUGGAAGACAUCUUCCAUGAGCACAUGCAGGAGCUGAUUCUGAUGAAGUUCAUCUACACCAGUCAGUACGACAACUGCCUGACCUACCGCCGGAUCUACCUCCCUCCCAGCCAUCCUGAUGACCUCAUCAAGCCAGGCCUCUUUAAGGGCACCUAUGGCAGCCACGGCCUAGAAAUUGUGAUGCUCAGCUUCCACGGCUCACGUGCCAGGGGUACCAAGAUCACGGGCGACCCCAACAUCCCUGCAGGGCAGCAGACUGUGGAGAUUGACCUGCAUCGCCGCAUCCAGCUGCCGGAUGUGGAGAACCUCCGCAACUUCAACGAGCUCUCCAGGAUUGUCCUGGAGGUCCGAGAGCAGGUGCGGCAGGAGCAGCAGGAGGCUGGCGAGGACCCUGUCCCACCCCGGGAGCCUUCAGCCAAGGGCCCUGAUGGGCCACCUGCUGAGGACAGCAAAGAGCCAGGCAGUGGAGCUGAGGCAGCCGAGCAGUCGGCCUCAUCUGGACAAGGGCAGCCAUUUGUGUUGCCCGUGGGUGUCAGCUCGAGGAAUGAGGACUAUCCCCGCACUUGCCGGCUCUGUUUCUACGGCACAGGCCUCAUCGCUGGCCAUGGCUUUACCAGUCCUGAGCGCACUCCUGGCGUCUUCGUCCUGUUUGAUGAGGACCGCUUUGGGUUUCUCUGGCUGGAACUGAAGUCCUUUAGCUUGUACAGCCGGGUCCAGGCCACCUUCCAGAAUGCUGAUGCACCAUCGCCACAGGCCUUUGAUGAGAUGCUCAGGAACAUCCAGUCUCUUACCUCCUGACCUCCACGUGGGCAGAGAGGCUGCACUGGGGCCCAGGGUGGGGGAAGCAUGCACUUGGGAAAUGAACGCACACCUCCUCACUAGGGUCCUGGUUGCUCCGAGACACUUUUUGUAUAGUGUGUAACAUACUCUUGUAUAUUUGAUUUGUCGGUAGCUGUGAAGGAGAGUGUUAAAUAUGGUGGGGAAAAUAGUUGAGCCAGCGUGAAUCUGGCAAGCUAGUGGCUAUUGCACGGAGAAUCAAAUGGAUGCAUACAGGUUCUCUGGAGAAAGCGAAUGAGGAAGGGUGGAGUCAGGAGAUGCCAGCCAGAGAGGGCUAAGACACAACCACCAUGGAUCAUGGAAGGUGUUUUGCUGCCCAUGUCCCCUUGGAUGACAUAAACAGUUACUGCUGGGAGGUAGCUUCAGUGGAGUUGGUGGAGUAUCAGACACAGGGAAGCCAGAUGGUUUCCAUUUCCUCCCCAACUUGCUCAGUCAAGGGCAUUCUACCAUGACCUGUUUUCUUGUCCUGGCUGAGAGGAGCCACCAAGGAGUAUCACUGCAUCUCCAUCCUAGCCCCCUGGUGUCCUCUGUGUCACACCUGCUCCAGUGUUAGAACCAAGCGGUCAGGCCAGCCACUUGCUUGUGCCCAGCAGCACACACAGUUCUUUGGUCCUCCACACAAACACUGGAGAGCUGGCCCCACUUGUUUGCUUAUAGGGCCUGCCUUGACUGGACACAGCAGAGAUGUUUGUGAAGCCCUUCAUAGGCCAAAGGGAGGGGGCAGCUCCUUAGAUAGUCAUACUUCUGUGUGGCAGUGCACUUAGGAACAUUGUUAUUUGAGGACUCACCUGGUCAGAGACCCUGAGUGCUGGGCCAUUCUAAUAAUGUCUGUAUUUGGGAACUCUUUUUGAGGCCAACCUUAGUGUCUCCUAAAGGGCAGAGACCAAGGUCUCAGACGUUUGGCAACUCCUGCCAGCACUUCUAGUGUCGGACAGACUUCUAGGCUGUCUUUCCCCCUUGGCUGCUCAUCUCCAGAAGCCGCUCCAAGCCCUUGUACUUGUGUUCAGAACUCAUCCUACUGGUGAGACCUUAGAAAGGUUGCAGCCAUAUCCUCCCUUACAAUGGCAGGCCCUUCCUGUCAGAAGGGUCUGCAUACUUGGGAGGUAGUGUGGCAAAAGACCCUUGUGAACUGGUUUUGAGAUGCUGCCUUUCUGUCAGGUGCAGUAACAGAACCUGCAGUGAGCUGCCAGGGCUGUGUCCUGAUCUCUAGCAUCUUUUGCAGGAUUGAGUCCCAGCCUUUUGUUACUUCCUUUGUUAGAGUGUUUCUAUUGUGCCAAAUGAGGCAGGCUCUGGACAGUGGGGACUGUGACUAUGAAGCUGCUGGAACAAUGAAUACCGGACAGCUGGUCAUGCAGGUGGCUGCUCUUCUGGUUUCACUGUGCUUGGAGAAAAUCAAGAAUACAUUUUACCCAGGCCCCAAGGCUUGCUGUGGUGAUGCUGUAGUUCAGAACUUUAUCAAGUGUCCUCAGCCAGUUUCAGUUGAGUAGGGGCAAUCAGACAUAUUAGCCAACCACACAUUGGCUUUCCUAAACAUACGCCACAUUUGCUGCAGGUGAGUGUUGAACUGUUGGAUGUAUGUAAGAUAGUACUGCCUAAUGUAGGGAACACUCAGGCCCAGGUACUCUCUAUAGGUGGCAGGUAGGCAUCUUUUGUCUCUGAGCCUUCCCAUGUGAAUACUGUUGGCUGGCCUUGUCAUUUUGCUUCAUAGGCCGUGUAGUCUGUGGAAGUCAGAGAGAAGGCCUCCUGUGGGUUUGCACAGUUGACCUGCUCUGCUGUGUGUGGUUGAUGUCAGGCACAAACCUCAGGAAGUUUUCUAGUGGGGACAAUUCUUUUGCAUGAGAAUGUUGCUGAUACCUGUUUAGGCCCUGUUGUGUUCAGCCCUGAUGUAGUGUCAGGGCAUUGGCUGCCAUUUCUCAGACUUCUAACAUUUGCAGUCUGUCUUUGGGAGCCCAGUGCUGGGAGUCCUAGACUCCCCUUGUGCUCCUCUGGCAUGUGUUCAGACCCUGGGCCCCUCUGCUCUGGGCUGUCAGUUCUGCAGCAUCCCAUUACCUCCUCCUGGGUCCUCCCUGUCGCCGCAUGUCUACUAAUAGAGUGGGUGCUUGGUGGCUUCUGGCCAUGUGCUGUGCCAGCCAGUCCUUCCACACAUCAUGCAGUGAACUUCGAGGCACUUGCUUGUUAGCCUUGUUCCUUCACCAACUUGGGAGCUGAGCACUGCUGUGGCUAGGCAGCCAGGGCUCCUCCCCAGCUGCUGGCUGUCUAUCCCAGCCCUCCAGUGGCUCUUUGGUUGCCAGGCUUGCUGGGAACAACAUACUACCCAACGUAUGUUCACUUUUUAGUACUUGUGGAGAGGAACCAUCCUCAGCUGUCAGGACACCUGCUGGCCAGAGCAUCUUCUUCUGCUCCCCUCCUUUUAUCCUAAUUGGGAAGAGUGUAUACCUCCUCAUCCUCAGGCCAUUACCAGCCAUUUGCUGUUAUAGACCAAGUCUGUGGUUCUGGGGAAGAGCGGGAGAGAUGUCUCCUUGGAGAAGCUGUAAACAGGAGGGCAUGGUUUAGAACUUGUGAAUGAGGCACUGGUAUUCACAGCCCCUUGGCCUGUAUGGCCAACCUCCAGAGGGGUUUAGUGGUGGGUAGGACACUGAAGGCACCCUCAGGACAGUUUCCUUGGCUGAAUCCUUUGUGUUUGCAUGGAGACCAACAAAAUCCGCCAUAAUGUACUCUUUCAGCCCAAUUACUUGUGCUCACGAGCCUGUUUGGAAAAUGUGGCUUACCUGCAGCGCCUCCAAGCUCUGGACAGAGGGUAGCUCUUAAAAAGCCUUCUCAGGUCAGCUCAGCUUUGCCUAAGGGUCAGGGAAGGACCCUGAAAAAGUAGCUGCUGUGUGCCUGGUGUCUGAUGUCACCUGUGACAGUCACCUGGGAUGUGCGGUUGUUUCACCUUUCAGUUUUUAGUAAACCUGUUUUUGAAGCCUU
Molecule: messenger RNA, 4695 nt
Organism: Phodopus roborovskii (desert hamster)
Lineage: Eukaryota; Metazoa; Chordata; Mammalia; Rodentia; Cricetidae
Gene: Fbxo31
Product: F-box protein 31
Exons: 10
Coding region: 76-1689 (537 amino acids)
Molecular function (GO): protein binding
Source: RefSeq, a predicted model, not a curated record